Molecule: messenger RNA, 882 nt
Organism: Glarea lozoyensis ATCC 20868
Lineage: Eukaryota; Fungi; Ascomycota; Leotiomycetes; Helotiales; Helotiaceae
Product: PLC-like phosphodiesterase
Exons: 2
Coding region: 1-882 (293 amino acids)
Biological process (GO): lipid metabolic process
Molecular function (GO): phosphoric diester hydrolase activity
Source: RefSeq, a predicted model, not a curated record
AUGCGCCUCAAUCAGUUGCUCUCGGUCUUCUCCCUCUUCGCUGGUGUUAUACUAGCAGACGGCUGUAAUGGGAAGGUCGCUUUGUGUAACAGAAAAUACUCGGACGUCUCACAAAUAGGCACUCAUGAUUCAGCAUUCGUUGGAGACCUUCCGACUCAAAACCAAGGGUUAUCCGUCACUGAACAGCUUAAUUCUGGCAUUCGUAUGCUUCAAGCACAAACGCACGACUUUUUGGGCGAUAUCUAUCUGUGCCAUACUUCCUGCUGGCUUGAAAAUGCCGGGAAACUGGUGGACUACCUGAGGACUAUCGCCAAAUGGAUGGAUGCACAUCCGAAUGAGGUUGUGACGCUAUUGUUGACGAAUGGGGAUAAUGUGGCUGUCACAAAAUUCGCUGCGAGGAUGCAAACUGCUGGACUUGCAAAAUACGCAUUUAAUCCUGGAAAGAAGCUUGAAUUGGCAGAUUGGCCUACUCUUCAACAACUUAUCAACGCUAAGACACGCCUUGUGAUGUUUAUGGACUACCACACGGAUACCUCAAAAGUCCCAUAUAUCCUUGAUGAAUUCUCCUACUUCUUUGAGACUCCCUACGACGUCACAACUCCCGAUUUCCCAUCCUGUGAACUUGACAGGCCUGGUGGUUCCAACGGCAAUGGCAUGAUGUAUAUCGUCAAUCACUUCUUGGAUGUCAAGCUAUUCGAUGAUGUCUUGAUUCCAGAUAGAUUCCAUGCGCCAAGGACAAAUGCUGCUACGGGAGCUGGAAGUAUAGGUGCUCAAAACGACAUUUGCAAGACCAAAUGGGGAAGAAAACCUACGUUUGUGCUCGUAGAUUACUUCGAGGCUGGAAAUGUUUUUGUGGCUGAGGAUGCCAUGAAUGGCCUCUGA